AUGAUCUCUAAAUUCUUCAUACACCAAAACUUCAGGUACACCGAGAGACCGUUUGACAUGAAUGACUUAGACCACUCCUCCGCUAGCGUCUACGAUGUCAUAAUUGUAGGCGCUGGAAUUUCCGGAAUCAAUACUGCUCAUCACAUCCAGCGUAAGCUUCCUAAUCUCACCUAUUGCAUUCUCGAGGGCCGGAGCAAUAUCGGAGGCACAUGGGACCUGUUUCGCUACCCUGGUAUUCGCUCCGACACAGACCUCCACACUUUCGGCUUUGGUUGGAAUCCGUGGAGUGAAAACCGGGCCAUUGCAGAUGGCGGGUCCAUAGCUUCUUACCUCCAUGAGUCUGCCAAAAUUGAGGGCAUCGACCGACACAUCCUACUACGACACCGUGUUGAUUCCGCAAAUUGGUCUUCCACCCUGCGGUUGUGGGAGCUGCAUGUUGAGAUAGAGGCCAGUCACCGGGUCCAGCUCCAAGCUCGAUUCCUCGUUUUGGGAACAGGUUACUACGAUUAUAGCAAAGGUCUUGAGCCCGAGAUCCCCGGCUUGUGUAGUUUCGAGGGCGCGAUUGCACAUCCACAAUUCUGGCCGGAUGACCUCGACUAUGUUGACAAGCGGGUCGUGAUCAUUGGUAGUGGAGCAACUGCCAUCACGCUUCUGCCCAACAUUGCAGCAAAGGCUUCCCAUGUUACGAUGGUACAGCGCAGUCCCACGUAUAUCAUGUCCAUAGAUAACACGACUGAUCGUUCUUGGAGACACAAGUUCCUGCCCCAGAACUGGUCUUUCAAAAUUGAUCGAUGGAUUUUCAUGUGGACUAUAAUCAUCUUAUACAAAAUCUGUCGGUUGUUCCCCGAGCGAUCCAGAAAGGUCCUGCAAGGAGCUGUGGAAAAACAGCUUCCAGACCACACACCUGUUGAUCCGCAUUUUACGCCACAUUAUAAACCCUGGGAUCAGCGUCUCUGCUUUGCACCGAAUGGUGACUUCUUCGAAAGUCUGCGAAUAGGGAAGGCUCGUGUGGAAACUGGCCAUAUCAAGUGCGUGAAGGCGAACGGUGUCAUACUAGAGUCAGGAAACUGGCUGGAUGCCGAUAUCAUUGUCCCUGCUACAGGAUUGAAACUUGCCAUUGGCGGGCGCAUCAGUAUCAAUGUUGAUAACAAACCCAUCGACCUAGCGGACCGCUUUGCCUGGCAUGCUGCACUCCUAGAAGACGUACCAAACCUAGCACUCAUUAUUGGGUAUAUCAACGCCUCUUGGACACUCGGUGCUGAGACUACCGCCCAUCUCCUGUGCAGACUCUUGCAACAUAUGAAGAAGAAGGGCUACGACACAGUAGUCCCCCGCGUGCCGGCUGGAUCUCCCAUCCAACCGCGACGUUUGUGGAACCUAGACGCGACCUAUGUCAAGAAGGCCACUAGCAGCAUGCCUCGAUGCGGGGACAUUGGGCCGUGGAAAGGGCGGGUAAACUAUAUUGUGGAUCUUUGGAAGGCCAAGUACGGAAGUAUCACCAAGGACUUGGAAUUUCACGCUGUGUCCAAGGCAGAGUAG
This is a messenger RNA of Talaromyces amestolkiae, 1539 nucleotides long. RefSeq lists its product as uncharacterized. Bases 1 to 1539 code for a protein of 512 amino acids. The record is from RefSeq and is a predicted model, not a curated record. Lineage: Eukaryota; Fungi; Ascomycota; Eurotiomycetes; Eurotiales; Trichocomaceae. The transcript has a single exon.